Scaptodrosophila lebanonensis is the source of this 1221-nucleotide messenger RNA. RefSeq names its product putative gustatory receptor 98b. NCBI's taxonomy places the organism in Eukaryota, Metazoa, Arthropoda, Insecta, Diptera, Drosophilidae. Gene Ontology annotation, biological process: sensory perception of taste. Gene Ontology annotation, cellular component: dendrite; membrane; axon. The transcript has 4 exons. The coding region runs from base 1 to 1221 and encodes 406 amino acids. Gene Ontology annotation, molecular function: sweet taste receptor activity. The record is from RefSeq and is a predicted model, not a curated record.
AUGUCGAGUCAACUGCUGAUCGCUGCUCGUCCAUAUUUACAGCUCUGUUCGGUGCUUACGUUGACCUUGCCACCCAAUUUCCACACCUUGUCGGAGCAGAGGCGACGCCGGCUCCUCUCCAUAUUUGCUUGCUAUACGCUCCUCAUUCUGGCAAUCGGUGGUUAUGUUACGUAUAUCAACAUAUUGGGAGUGUACUUUGAGAUCAAGUUAUAUAAACUGGAGGAAUUUACCAAUGUGCUCGGAGUGAUGCAUUCGAUAUUUUAUACAAUACUGUUGGCAGCCAUUCAUCUGAAUAUGUUGCUGCAAUAUCGACGACUUGGUUCACUGUAUGUGGAUAUUGCCCAAGUUGAGAGAGACAUUUUCAAGGCGACUCAACCUUAUAAGGACUUCACAAGUGUUUUGAGUUUCCGAUGGCGCCUAGCAUUGAAUUCUGGACUGCUCAUGGUAUUUCUGGUCGUCACUUAUUCCUACAUUUUGGUUCCCCUUCUUGCAAAAUCUUUCACUUUGCACGAACAAAUCUUAACCGUAUUCAUUCUGGGGCUACUCCAGCUCAAAUGUGUGGAAUACUGCGUGUUUGUUCAAUUAAUCCAAGAGCUUAUACUCUCCCUUAAGCGGCAGCUACAGCAACUUCAAAGGGAGAUGGAGGAUUGCGGAGAAAACGACGCCUUGUUGCAGGCUCUUUGCAGCGCCUUACGUCUGAAUCAGCUACUAUUAUUGCGUGUGUGGGCCUUGGUGGGCGAACUGGAGGCCUACUUUAUGUUGCCCAUGGUUCUUCUCUUCUUCAGUAAUGGUGCGACCAUAUUUUACACAGUCAACUGGGUGUACAUACAGUCGCCUAAUCCUAACGACUGCUGUCGUUACUGGCGCCCCUGCAUUAUUUUGGUAUUGUUGGUCAAUCUCUUCGUACCCUGCUGGCUAACCCAGUGCUGCAUCAAUUCGUACAACAGCUUUAGCAACAUGUUGCAUAGUGUGGAACAUGGAAAUUCACGAAUGUUGAUCAUGCGUCUGAGGGAAUACGCGUUGCAGCUGCAACACCUCAAGUUGCUUUUCACCUGUGGUGGAUUAUUUGAUAUAAACCUAAAGUUUUUUGCGGGUCUGAUUGCCACCAUUUCCACCUAUGUAAUCAUUCUGAUUCAAUUUAAAAUGCAAGCAGAUAUUGAAGCUAAACAAGCAACCAACAAUGCGGCGAACAGCCAUGUACCGUUUCUGCCGUUCCGUUAG